This is a messenger RNA of Aspergillus wentii DTO 134E9, 2276 nucleotides long. Its product is annotated as Siz/PIAS RING finger protein. The record is from RefSeq and is a predicted model, not a curated record. NCBI's taxonomy places the organism in Eukaryota, Fungi, Ascomycota, Eurotiomycetes, Eurotiales, Aspergillaceae. Bases 288 to 1874 code for a protein of 528 amino acids. The transcript is spliced from 7 exons. Gene Ontology annotation, biological process: protein sumoylation. Gene Ontology annotation, molecular function: SUMO ligase activity; zinc ion binding.
CUUCCGCGGCGGGCUGUCUUAUGUCAUCAUAUCGGAGACCACCUUCUCACCUCCGAGAUCAUCGCCAACCUUGAGUCGCAUACAUCGCGCGCAAUCGGGACAAAUCAAAUUAACGGGUCUAUAUAGUGAGACCAAAUCAACCCAUAUCAAAGCGAGACGGAUACGCAAGACUGAGAUGUCUUUUAACGCUGCCAGAGAAGCUAGCGCGCCUGUCUCGAAUUACGCUUCUUGAGAUCUAUUGGGGGCUUUCUAGAUUGCUUACUGGUCUUCAUUCCUUCAAUUUAACAAUGGCCUCCGUUGGCCAACCUCCUGAGAUCCAAAGCGUUGUUGCUUUGGUGAAGACAUUGACAAAUGCGCAGCUCAAGGACAUAUUAAGAAGUGAGGGGCUCGCCGUCUCGGGGCUGAAGGCCUCGUUACAGCUCCGUAUUAUCGACUAUAUUGAAAGACUCCACCAAGGAGGACUUACUGAGCGUUUUGAUCACCUAAGGAAGACCAUCUAUGCUACAGCGCAUCGCGCGAUGCCUGGGCCUUCAACAACACAAGCAUUGUCUAGUCACAAUUACCAGCCACUACCCGUCACCCCACCUAUCUUGACGCAGCCAAGACCCUCGCCAUUGAACGCACCAAUGCCUUCACAUCCAUACACACCCGGCCGUUUGGAUUUUAAAGACAGCCCGUUUUACACUAUAUUGGAAUCUCUCACGCCCACUAAGGAGUGCAAAGUACGCGAACAAACAAGAGACAGUGUAGAUCUCAAAGUUGAUCUCAGCCCAAAUGUAGCUUCUAGGUUGCAGGCCGAUCCAAACCUCCGGGUUAUGGUUUACUGUGCAGCAGAUACUGGUCUUAACCAGUACACAAAGUCGGACAUUGCCUUCCCUCACCAAGUCGAGCUCAAGGCAAACCUUGAUGAAGUGAAGGCCAACCUGAGGGGGCUCAAAAACAAGCCUGGUACAACCAGACCUGCAGACGUGACAAACUAUAUUCGCAAAAAACCAGGGUAUUCAAACAACAUCGUUAUAACUUAUGCUCUUACGCAAAAGAGGUUUUUCGUUACCGUUAAUCUUGUGCAGCGGCAUCCCGUUGAAGAGCUUGUGGCCGAACUGAAGGCUAGGAAGACGAUCUCAAAUGAGCAGGUGUUACGAGAAAUGAAAAACAAAGCCGAUGAUUCCGAAAUUGUAGCCACAUCGAGUGUCAUGUCAUUGAAAUGCCCUUUAUCAACACUUCGAAUCGAGGUCCCAUGCCGCUCCGUGAUAUGUACACAUAAUCAAUGCUUCGAUGCGUCCUCAUUUCUGCAGCUGCAGGAGCAGGCGCCGACAUGGACGUGCCCCGUGUGUUCAAAAGCGACUAGUUUCGAAUCACUUCAGAUCGACCAAUAUGUGGAUAAUAUACUACAUUCAACUUCCACAGAUGUGGACCAAGUAACUAUCGAACCGGACGGCAAAUGGUCGAGCCCAAAGGCUGAUGACUCUUCAGCCGUUGGCGGCGUAACACCCGCGACAGAUGAUGACGACGAGCUGAUAGAGAUCAAGGAGCCGGGCAUCACACCUGUGAAACAAGAGUCCAUUCCAUUGAACUUAUCUUUGCAGCGGACACCAGCUCAAUCGCGGGAGCCCUCGACCUCAUCCGCAGCUCAUCGAUCAACCAACAAAAGGCUUGCAUCUCAGGUGAUCGACCUCACAGGCAGCGAUGAGGACGACGACAAUUCCCCUGUGAGGCCAGCAAAGAGACCAGCUUUGAAUGCACUAAAUCGAACAAUCCCACGGCAAGAACUUCGUGCCUCUGUUGGAAGUAGUCUUGUGAAUGAAAGGGCUCUCCCAAUCUCGAGUCAGGAUAGUUCUAAAUCACCAAGCCAAGGUGGUAAUUAUGAUACAUGACUAUGUUUAAAAAUGCUUAUUGGCACGGCGUUACGGCGUAUUUGGUACUCGGUGUUGGCAAUGGCAUAUGUUAGUUAUGCCGCGGGGGAGAAAUACUGCAAGAAAUUUAGACUCAUUCAUUGCUUACCAUUUUUUGAUGGUGUUGUUGGAAAUGAAUGGCAUUUCUUUCUUGAUCCGGUUUACUUCAUCCAUCAUAGUUGAAAGACUAUCAGUUAUUAUUAUUAUAGAAAGCUCUUCUAUUUUUUCCCCUUUUUUCUUUCUUUUCCUGCUCUUUUCUCUUUCUAUUAUCGGCUGGAGAUAAGAGGAGGAAAAAAAAUUGCCCCCAUCCAGGAUCGAACUGGAGACCUCAGGAUUUCAAUUCUGUUGAUCAGAAAUGUCAUAGAUAUAUGAGACCUGCGUGAU